Hemiscyllium ocellatum (epaulette shark) is the source of this 1661-nucleotide messenger RNA. It is a transcript of the gene hyi, whose product is annotated as hydroxypyruvate isomerase. The transcript is spliced from 9 exons. Gene Ontology annotation, biological process: glyoxylate metabolic process. Bases 70 to 918 code for a protein of 282 amino acids. The record is from RefSeq and is a predicted model, not a curated record. Lineage: Eukaryota; Metazoa; Chordata; Chondrichthyes; Orectolobiformes; Hemiscylliidae. Gene Ontology annotation, molecular function: hydroxypyruvate isomerase activity.
CAUUCAGUGGAAGGUGAAAGAGCAGCAGUUUAGGUGGAGUGAAUUAAUAUUACCCUUUUAAAAGUCCCAAUGUCGUAUCCCCUGCAUUUCGCUGCCAAUCUCUCCUGGCUUUUCCUGGAGUUGGAUAACUUGUCCGAACGGGUGGAAGCAGCUGCCCGGGCAGGAUUCAAAGCAGUGGAGGUGGCAUGGCCGUAUGAUACUGAAGCAACAGAGCUAAAGAAAGUUUUGGAGAGGAAUGGAAUGGAGAUUGUACUGAUUAAUACCCCACCUGGAAACAAAGCAAAAGGAGAACUGGGGCUUGGAGCACUUCCUAUGCAGCAAGUGGAAUUCCGAACAGGACUGGAAUUGGCAAUGAAGUAUGCUAAAACUGUAGGGUGCAAACAGAUCCAUUUGAUGGCAGGACGUGUUCCAGUGGACCUAGACAGAACAUCUGUUGCCAAGGCAAUGGAGACCACAUUUAUAGAAAAUCUGAAGUAUGCUGCAGACAUCCUUUCAAAGGAAGAGAUGCAAGGUUUGAUUGAACCUAUUAACUCUCGAAUCACAGAUCCCCGUUACUUCCUGAAUACUCCGCAUCAAGCUGAGAAGAUUCUGCAGCAAGUGGAUAGGCCGAACCUGAAACUCCAGCUGGAUUUGUUUCACUGCCAGAUAAUGGAUGGGAAUCUCACUCAGAAUGUAUCCAACUACUUCUCCCGAAUAGGUCAUGUCCAAAUUGCCCAAGCUCCUAACCGGAAUGAACCAGACAGUCCAGGAGAGAUCAACUACAGCUACAUAUUCAGCUUACUGAAGAAGUUGGGGUAUCAAGGUUAUGUAGGCUGUGAAUAUUCUCCAAAAGGCAGCACAUUCGAUGGUCUUGGAUGGUUGAAGAGCUAUUGGACCAGCCAAGACACCAACAAGCUGCCUCUUCCAACUGAAUGUUAACACUGGAGAGGAAGUGUAUUCUGCCAAAUCUUCCCCUUGAGUAACAACAGUUUAAUUUCUAUGAAAUCAGAUUGUAAUUCACACCAAGUGGAUGACUGGUAACAGGAUGAUCCUUUGAGUAACUAUUCAUGAAGUAAUUUUCAGAGCUUGGAAGUGUGGAACUAAACAUGUCAAACUCAGAUCAUGUACAAUCCAGCUCAGUCACUCAGCCUCCUCAGCAAGGUUUCCUCAGAAAGACUGCUCGAUCGCGAAAGAAAAUAAAACCAAAGUCUGAACUAGUCAGUUGGCCUCCUCAUCUCAUAGAAUCAAGCAGCACAGAAAAGAUACUUCUGUCCAACUCAUCCAUGCUGACCAAGUUUCCCAAACAAAACUAAUCUCACUUGUCUGCAUUUGGCCAAUAUCCCUCUAAAUCUUCCCUAUUCAUGUACCUGUCCAAAUGUCUUAAAUAUUAUAACUGUAUCUGUAUUUACCACACCCUCUGGCAGUCCAUUCCACAUAUACAACUACCCUGCGUGAACAGGUUGCCCCUCAGGUCCCUUUUAAAUCUUUCUCCUCUCGCCCUAAAAUUCUGCCUUCUAGUUUUGAACCCCCCUACCCUAGAGAAGAGACCUAUACUACUCACAUUAUCUAUGCUCCUCAUGGUUUUAUAAAUCUCCAUAAAGGUCACAGUCAACUUAGUUUCGCUCCAGUCAAAAAAAUCCCAGCCUCUUCAUAUAAUUCAAACCCUCCAGUCCUGAGUUAAA